Messenger RNA from Vitis riparia (riverbank grape), 2421 nucleotides. Its product is annotated as sulfate transporter 3.1-like. Gene Ontology annotation, molecular function: secondary active sulfate transmembrane transporter activity. The record is from RefSeq and is a predicted model, not a curated record. Lineage: Eukaryota; Viridiplantae; Streptophyta; Magnoliopsida; Vitales; Vitaceae. The transcript is spliced from 12 exons. The coding region runs from base 209 to 2173 and encodes 654 amino acids. Gene Ontology annotation, biological process: transmembrane transport. Gene Ontology annotation, cellular component: membrane.
CUCCCUCCUCAGCCCUCAGUCCUCACCACCAUUAUCGAAUCCUUCUUUUUCUCAACAUCCAUACCGAACCCCUUGAGCAUUUUCAUUAGAGAGUGUUCGCAGGUUUUCAGUUCCUGAAGCCAAACUCCAGAAACAGCAUUAAUUUCUAAGUUUAAUUGGCUCUACCACCUCAUCUAAACUCAGGAUCAGUUAGCUAGCUAGCUAUCAUAUGGGUAACUCUGAUUACCACACCCCGCGUGGUGUUGCAGUUCCUCCGCCAAAGCCAUUCUGUUGGGCGGUGAGGACAGCUCUCAAAGAGACUUUCUUUCCUGAUGACCCUUUUAGGCAAUUCAAGAACCAGCCACCUUCUAGGAAGUUUGUGCUGGGGUUACAGUACUUUAUGCCAAUCCUUGAAUGGGCACCUCGCUAUACUUUUCAGUCCUUCAAAUCUGAUUUAGUUGCGGGAAUUACUAUUGCCAGUCUUGCAGUUCCUCAGGGGAUAAGUUAUGCAAAUUUAGCAAGCUUGCCACCCAUUGUUGGAUUAUAUUCAAGCUUUGUACCUCCACUGAUCUACGCCAUGUUCGGAAGCUCCAGAGAUGUGGCAGUGGGGACUAUAGCUGUUGCAUCACUUCUCUUAACUUCCAUGAUUGGGGGUGUGGUUAAUCCAUAUGAGAACCCAAAGCUUUAUUUUCAGCUGGCUGUCACCGCAACCUUCUUUUCUGGAGUUCUUCAAACUGCUCUGGGAUUGUUAAGGCUUGGGUUUAUCGUGGACUUUCUGUCACAUGCAACAAUAGUGGGAUUCAUGGGGGGAGCAGCCACAAUCGUUUGUUUGCAGCAACUAAAAGGGAUGCUUGGUCUCGUUCAUUUUACUCGUGGGACAGAUAUGGUAUCUGUCCUCAAAUCGGUCUUUACUCAAGUACACCAGUGGAGAUGGGAAAGUGCUGUGUUGGGCUGCCUUUUCCUCUUCUUCCUCCUCCUUACCAGAUAUUUUAGCAAGAGAAAACCAGCCUUCUUCUGGAUAAACGCCAUGGCGCCUCUGAUGUCUGUAAUUUUGGGAAGCAUUCUAGUCUAUCUGACCCAUGCUGAGAAACACGGCGUCCAAGUGAUUGGGCACCUGAAGAAAGGGCUGAAUCCACCAUCUCUGUCUGAUCUGGCUUUUGGGUCACCAUAUCUCGUGACAGCUAUCAAAACAGGAGCCGUCACUGGAAUCAUAGCCCUAGCUGAAGGAAUUGCAGUUGGGAGAAGCUUUUCCAUGUUCAAGAAUUAUCACAUUGAUGGGAAUAAAGAAAUGAUCGCUUUUGGAAUGAUGAACAUUGCAGGCUCUUGCACUUCUUGCUACUUGACCACAGGACCAUUUUCCCGAACAGCAGUGAAUUUCAAUGCAGGAUGCAAGUCAGCGGUAUCCAACAUAGUCAUGGCCACAGCAGUUAUGAUAACCCUGUUAUUCCUAACUCCGUUGUUCCAUUACACUCCCCUGGUGGUGCUCUCAUCCAUAAUCAUCGCUGCCAUGCUCGGCCUGAUAGACUAUGAGGCUGCCAUCCAUCUAUGGAAAGUCGACAAAUUCGAUUUCGUUGUGUGCAUGAGUGCAUACAUAGGUGUGGUCUUCGUCAGUGUUGAAAUCGGCUUAACCAUAGCGGUCACCAUGUCCAUGCUAAGGCUGCUGCUAUCCUUGGCAAGGCCGAGGACUCACGUUCUUGGCAACAUUCCCAACACGAUGACAUACAGAAGCAUUGAUCAGUACCCAAAUGCGAACACUGUUCCCGGAAUGCUCAUUCUUCAUAUUGACGCCCCCAUCUACUUUGCCAAUUCUAACUACCUAAGAGAAAGGAUCACGAGAUGGAUAUAUGAGGAGGAAGAUAGGGUAAAAUCCUGUGGAGAGGCCAACUUGCACUAUGUCAUAUUAGAUAUGAGCGCGGUUGGUAGCAUUGAUACAAGUGGGAUGAGCAUGCUUGAUGAGGUGAAGAAGGAUCUUGACAAAAGGGGUCUCAAGCUUGUAUUAGCAAACCCUGGAAGUGAGGUGAUGAAGAAGCUAGACAAGACAGAGUUCAUCCAAAACAUUGGCCAAGAAUGGAUCUAUCUGACAGUGGGAGAGGCCGUGGGAGCAUGCAACUUUAUGCUGCAUACAUGCAAGCGAACUCCCCCCACCCUCAGGAUGCCUCCGGCUGUUGAACUCACUGCACAAGAUAACGUGUGAUGCACCAAAGAUUGAAAAGAGGGGAACUGUCAAAGCCUAUUGGGCCGGACCACAGCCAUGUGGCAACCGGAUUGCCUAAUGAAGAGGCUGCUGCAGCAUCAAAUCCAGAGAGUAUAGAAUAUAAGUUUUUUUUUUUACAAAGAACUUCUAUUAAUCCCAAGGAUCAGAUCAAUGAUUAUGUAUUUGUGGAAUAUUGUCAUCAAAUAAAUUCUGAGUGGAAUGUUUGAGGAAGUGGUUUGCCCCAUAUA